CCACCGGUGGGUGGGACUUCCGGGGCGCUGGUGCGUCUUCCGGUCGCGCUUUGAGGAUCCGGCGGCCUCGGUACAGGAAGGUCUCUGUACUGAAGCCCAGAGAGGUCACUACCCAGCAGGCUGGUGACAGAACUGGACCUUGCGCCAUCUCACUGCAGUCCUGUUUCCACUGCGCUGUGAAAUUGUAGUACCGCGGCCACUCGCCCCGGUGCUGGGCCGGCUGCCUGCUGGCCGCUGGGCCUCGAGGUGGACUGUGCUGCGACUGCCCACCAUGCAGACACUCCUCGCCAUCCUCCCCAUCCUUGGGCUUGCGCUGGCCUGGGGCUCCGUCUGUGCUACCUUGUCAAAGUCAGAUGCUAAAAAAGCUGCCUCGAAGACACUGCUAGAGAAGACGCAGCUUUCAGAUAAGCCCGUCCAAGAGCGUGGCCUGGUGGUGACAGACCUCAAAGCGGAAGAUGUAGUCCUUGAGCAUCGCAGCUACUGCUCCUCGAAGGCCCGGGAGAGGAACUUCGCUGGGGAUGUCCUGGGCUACAUCACGCCUUGGAACAGCCAUGGCUACGAUGUGGCCAAGGUUUUUGGGAGCAAGUUCACACAGAUCUCGCCUGUCUGGCUGCAGCUGAAGAGGCGUGGCCGGGAGAUGUUUGAGAUCACAGGCCUCCACGAUGUGGACCAAGGUUGGAUGCGAGCCGUGAGGAAGCACGCCAAGGGCCUGAACUUAGUGCCUCGUCUUCUGUUUGAAGACUGGACUUAUGAUGAUUUCCGGAACGUCCUAGACAGCGAGGAUGAGAUAGAAGAGCUCAGUAAGACUGUGGUCCAAGUAGCAAAGAACCAGCACUUUGAUGGCUUCGUGGUGGAGGUGUGGAGCCAGCUGCUGAGCCAGAAGCACGUGGGCCUCAUCCACAUGCUCACCCACGUGGCCGAAGCACUGCACCAGGCCCGGCUGCUGGCCAUCCUGGUCAUCCCACCCGCUGUCACUCCAGGGACUGACCAGCUGGGAAUGUUCACGCACAAGGAGUUUGAGCAGCUAGCCCCGGUACUAGAUGGCUUCAGCCUCAUGACCUAUGACUACUCCACAUCACAGCAGCCUGGCCCCAGUGCACCUCUCUCAUGGGUUCGAGCCUGUGUCCAGGUCCUAGACCCCAGGUCUAGGUGGAGGAGCAAGAUUCUUCUGGGGCUGAACUUCUAUGGCAUGGACUACACAGCCUCCAAGGAUGCUCGUGAGCCUGUCGUUGGGGCCAGAACUUGGCUGCUGACACAUGUGGAGCUCAGUAUUCCAGGACAGAUGACAGAUCUGGUGGCCAGGCUUUGAGGAUGUCUCUCACGCAGCCACAUCCUCAGGCAGUGCCUGGCCCUCUGUCGCUACUGCUUGGCCCUUGCUUCUCCAGGGCAUGCUGGGGGAGCACCCAGGUCCCCUCUGUCAUGUCCUGCACCCUCGCUCCCUCCACAGCCACAGAGUGUGACCUGAUGAUGUCAGGGAUCCAAACAGUGGACACAGUCGGGACAGGCCUCCGCUUCCUCGGGGAGCAGAUCGCAAGUCCCUGAUGUUUACAGGGCCAGAGCUGGGGGUGCUUCCCAAGAGACCAGUGAGGGCCAAAAGGCAAAAGUGCCCAGUGGUGUGGUGCAAGGCAGCUGGAGCCGGCUGGGUUCAGUUGCCCUCAAGACGCUGCCAGGGCCUUGGAGGAGGUGCACUUGGGGCACAGGUCUCAGACUGCCCCUCCUGGUAACACCCGGCCUGGUGGAAGUCCCGCAGGCUCUGCUUCUGCGAUCUCUACUCUUCCAGGGCCGAAGCCUCGAGUCACCCUCCUCACACCCACCUCUAGGUUACCUCAAGGGGCUUGGCCCUGCUGGGCAUGGUAACACCUGUCACCACCCCAGGAUGGUAACCUUUGCCCAGUUCAGGAUACCUGCCUUAUGUGGCUAGGCAGCUCAGGUCAAGAGAUACGCAUGUGCCACUCAUCCCCAUACACCAGUCAUGCCACCCAAGUGCUGUCCUCCAGGGUGGCCUCUGGUCUUGUUGCUGGGACCUGGCAGCAGGUAGACAGAAGUGAGAACCUGCCGGAAAUAUGUGCCUGUGAGGCUAUGUGGCCCUGGCCUUGUGGGCCACCUGUCCUAGUCUAUAGCACAUGAUGUCCUGGCUUCUCUCCAAACUUCCACACCCCCAGCCUGGCCCCAUCCCUGGUCAGGUGGAAGGUGUGGUCCUGAACUCUGGGCUCUUGGUGCCCAGGAAGAACCUGCUGGGCUCUGGACACAGUACCAACUCUAACUCCAGGAGCCUAGAAACUGCUGUGCCUGUCCUGCAGCUGGGCAGAGCCCAGGCCCCUUACCCAAGCUCUGGGUAGCUUAGGGACACAUGUCCAUUCUGCAUAGCAGGUGGCAGGUCUCUGAUGAUGGGGGGGCAUUUGGGGAGCCUGGUGCCCGGGGCUGGGUGUCAUCCCCCAGCACAUGGCAGUAUCUCCUCAAUAUGCAGCCCCCAUGGCCUCCACACUUCCAAGAUAGCCACAUGGGCCAGGUAAGGGUGGCUGUGGGCUGCAGCUGGCUCCCCACCCACACUGUGGCCU
Molecule: messenger RNA, 2558 nt
Organism: Octodon degus (degu)
Lineage: Eukaryota; Metazoa; Chordata; Mammalia; Rodentia; Octodontidae
Gene: Chid1
Product: chitinase domain containing 1
Exons: 12
Coding region: 272-1309 (345 amino acids)
Biological process (GO): carbohydrate metabolic process
Cellular component (GO): extracellular region
Molecular function (GO): oligosaccharide binding; chitin binding
Source: RefSeq, a predicted model, not a curated record